CUAAGGAGGGCUUUAUUUUUGUGAGAUUCCCUAGCUUUGAGAUUCGCUCUGGUGUCGCAACUAUUCGUGCAGGUCUAUCCUUCAAAGGAUCCCUCAUUCUCCGAUACUAUGGCCCUGAACCCAACCAAACCCAAGUCCAGCGUGCGCCUGGUUUUCUUUGGCGCGGCUGGCGUGGGCAAGACUGCGCUGAUCCAGCGCUUCCUAGCUGACACAUUUGAGUCUCAGCACAAGCGCACGGUGGAGGAACUGCACUGUCUGGAGUAUGAACUGGACGCGCAGCAGGUGCGCGUGGAGAUCAUGGACACGAGCGGCAGCUAUUCGUUCCCGGCCAUGAGGCAGCUGGGGAUCCGCCGUGGGGACGCCUUUGCCCUAGUUUACUCGCUUCAGGAACCCGAGUCCUUCCAGGAGGUGCGGCGGCUGCGCGCCGAGAUCCUGGAGACCAAGGGGGAAGCGCCCAGCCCGCCGCCCAUCGUGGUGGUGGGCAACAAAAGCGACCUGGCGCCCAAUGGGAGCUUCCCCGACGCCGUGAUCGCUGCCGUGGAGCUCGAGUGGGGCGGCAUCUACCUCGAGGCGUCCGCCAAGCGAGGGGAGAACGUGCUAAGCCUCUUCCAGGAGCUCCUGCAGCUCGCGCAGCUGCCCUGCCACCUCAGCCGCCUCAGCCCAGCGCUUCGGCGUCGCCGCCAGACUUUCCCAGUAGGAGCUCCGGAUGGGACGGUGGAGACGGUCUCCACGUCCCGAGCUGUGAUGCGCAAGCGCCACAGCUGCGCCGUGUCUUAGCGCUCGCGGCUCCCUUUUCCCGGAGCGCCCCAAACCCAGCGAGAGAAAGCACAACCCCAGCUUAGUGCCCUUCCCUUUCUCAGUUCUCUCCGGCACUGUGGUUCAUCCUCUUGAAGCAGACCCUGGCUGAAGCUGCUGCGGCUAUCCUGCCACUGCUGACUCGCCUUUCCCCGUUAGGGGCGCAGUUGAGCUGUUUGCUGGGCCCCGUGAGACCCGGACUCAGACUGGCUCGUCCCUGCGUGAUUAGGUCGGUGUGGGGUUAUGUGUCCACCAUGCCAGCGUUCCUGUUCUUGGAUGGGCGGGGUGGAAAACGAGGUGCCAAAUCUGAAUAACCCGAAAGUCCUGGAGCUGCAGAUUGGCUCUGAAGUGUGGGCUGCUGGACUGUUGUGGGGACGCUGGUCCUACAGAAGACUGGGACUCUACUUUGGGGUAGAAUAGCUGUAAAAAACAAAAACAAAAAACCCAGCGUCUUCCAUGCACUUAAAUCGGGGGGCACUUUGAGGAAGAUGGGGCUCGAAGAUUCCUUCCAGCUCCAAUCCCAUCACACUAUGCAUAGGAGAAGCUCUUUUCUUGACUAUGCAGUGGAAAGUGCCUAAUGUGACAGAUCUCAGAAAAAAUAGCAUCCAUGGUAAGCUGUCAAGGUUACGUUUAAUCGCGUUUGCAACGCCCGGAACUUUAAUCAUUUGUGCGGGAGCAGGCAUGUUAUCUUCAAGGGACACCAUUAACAGUUGUUUUCUUCUAUCUACGUGAUACCCUGGCAGCUGCUACGUUCCUAAGCAUCCUCAUUGUUUUAGCUUGUAGGUUGUAAACCCUGCAGGGGCAAGGACUGACUGUUGCAUGCAUGCAUUCUAUAUUUGAUAUACAAAUUUGGUUCUUCUAAUUCAGGAGUGUGUCCCUGAGGUUGGGUGUAAAUAUUUGUAAAUAAAUUUCUAUUAAUUACAGUAAAGGAGUUCCCUCCUCCUUCAGUUAAAGUUUGAUUACAGAGCUAAAGUUUACUAGGUGCUUCCUGCACAUUUACUUUCUUCAGAUCCUCACAACAACACUGAGGUAAGUGCUGUCUCUCCCAUGUUACAGCUGAGGAAAUAGGCUUAUUCCCAGAGUCACACAGUUUGUUAGUUUCUGUGCAUGACUCCAAGGGCAAUGCUUUCUUUCGAAGACAAAAUCAUUGGCAUCCCUUAGCUAGAUCCCUUUUUCAUUUGCUCCUCACAGCCACCCCUUAAGGCAAACAGUAUAAGCGCCAUUAUCUCUAUAACACAGAAAAGAAAACCGACUCAAAUGUUAAAUUACUUAUAACACUAAUAAGUAUUAGAACCAAGACCUCUGAUUCAAAUCUUCAAUAGCUCAUCAGUUUUGCCUGGUUCAGUCCAAUUUUUUAUUUUUUAUUUUUAUUUUUCCAGUCAAGUCUGACUCUGUGGCUCCAUUUGGCGGUUUCUUGGCAAAGAUUCUGGAGUAAUCUGCCAUUUCCUUCUUCAAAUUUUGUCUAAAAUUAAAUCAAACACUGUACAGAUAUAUGAAAUAAAAGUUCAUCAUUAAAAGUUUUUUGAGGAAGGAAGAGUAAAGUAGAACACAAGUUUAUAGUCCUUUAAAAAAAAAAAAAAGGAAGAAAUUCUUUCCUAAUAAGGCACAGUGGUAUGGUAAAUAGAGUAAAUUAGGAAGAUGUGGGUUCAAAUCCUGCCUCUGAUGCAUAUUAGCUGUUCCACCAGGUGUUUAGCUUUUCUGAACUGCCCUCAUAUAUAAAAUGGGAAAAAUAGCACCUACUUCACAGUUGUUGUGAGAUUGAAAUGAGAUGAUAUGUAUAAAGUCUACUGUAAAACUUUAGCUAUAUGAUCACUACAAGUUUUUCAGUAAAGGAACAUAGGAACUUUAUAGAGAUCUGCAAAAGGACAUGUACAAACAGGCUACUGUUACCACUAUUCCUUUCUUUCUCCUUUACUUUCAAAGACUGAAGAAGUUUGGAGAUUUAAAUUGUUUUAAAAAUGUUUUUUCAAGCUUAGGAAGAAGAGAACAGUUUUUGUUAUUAUAUUACUAGCUAAUAAGUAGAAGCAAUUUCCCCAAAUAAAUUCAUAAACUUUAUAGGAAAUCACCAGGCUCUUUGUAUUUGGCCAUACAUCCAUUUCUAAUUACUAAAGCCCAUUUGUUCCUAUUUACAAAGGGAAGGGAAGGCCCCACCCAUUCAUAUUUCCUCUUCUUGCUUCCCAGUCUGGACUCUUGUUUAUUAGAUCUGAAACAUAGUUAUUUUAGGGUUAAUCAUUCUUAAAGUAGACACUACACAAGAUUAUCAGAAUUAUUAUUAUAAAGGAUAUACAAUAGUUAUCACAAGUUACUAUUAGUUACUUUUUCAACAUUUGUCAAACCCAGUGCUAUUUACAAUGAUGUGUGCUGUAUGUAUGUAUGUCCUAGUAAGCAUCAAAGCCCAUUUGAACUUUCAGAAAUUUCCACUUUUUAGGUCAGACACAAAUAUCCAUGGACUAAAGACAUUAUAGAAGAUUUUAAUAUGUUCUCAAAAGACAAUUCUGUUCUCUUAACUACCUUUGGAUUCUUCUGAGGCUUCCCUUCUAAAAUUAAUAAUAAGUGGGUGGAAAUGUUUCAUAAAGGUUAAAACACUGGCUUCUAUCUAAAUGCUUCUGGUGAGGGUAGGGUGGUAGUAUACUUAAUUUUUAACUGUUCUGAAAACUGCUUAUCUGUUCCAUCCUUCCUCAGUCCUAACUCUGUGUCUUACCACUGAUUAUUCAGUUACCACUCUUUUUUUAAAUAAAAAAUUUAAUUAA
Molecule: messenger RNA, 3545 nt
Organism: Antechinus flavipes (yellow-footed antechinus)
Lineage: Eukaryota; Metazoa; Chordata; Mammalia; Dasyuromorphia; Dasyuridae
Product: GTP-binding protein Di-Ras2-like
Exons: 1
Coding region: 109-777 (222 amino acids)
Molecular function (GO): GTPase activity; GTP binding
Source: RefSeq, a predicted model, not a curated record